AAUGGACCGUGUCACACUUCUGGUUUUCGAAACCUAGGUAACGCUAGCUUUCUGUUCUAGCAAGCUACCAUUCCAUCGCCGAUUGACUGGUUAACCAUCAACAUGGCAAAGCAUAAAACAUCUGCAAAAGCUCUUAUAAUUGAAGAUGAUGAAGUCCGAGAAGAUGGUGAUGAUAUGAAUCCCUUUUCCUUCAAAGAGUUAAUCCGCAGUAAAAACCAAGAGGAUUCAGAUGAGAAGAAGUACCCAACGCGAAAGGAGGCAUAUGGGAGCACAUUCCUGGCAGAGGGGGAAUAUACUAUGCCAGGCCUUAAGAGCUUUGAUCAAGACUUCCAGGGUUACUUUUACAUAGACCCCACACCGUUUCCUCAGUCUCUGGACAAUGAGACAAAGGAGUGGGCUGGGAGUUACCAGCCAUCAGCCAUUGAGGAGGCACAUGAAUUUAGACUGUGUGGCACUGCAGCAGCAGACAGCAGCACAUACUCGGGUCAAUCUUCCCUGUGCACUGAGGAAGAAGAGGAUACUUCCUUAUCUGUAUGGCAGGUGGAUGAAGAAUUCUCACCAAAGGCCCCCCAGUACAGGAGUGCACCAGUGAACUAUGAGGGAGAUGAUGAAACAUCCAUGGCAGAGCUCUCCUACAAGACCAAGAAGAGUAGUACAGAGAAUGGCCAUAGGGGUCAACAAAAGCUGAGGGAGGAAAAUACGCAGCUCAGGAAUAACAUUAAAUAUCUUGUGAAAAAGUCUGAGAAGGAUGAUCAAAGAAUUCGACACCUCACAGAUGAGUUGCACAAGAGAAGAGUGCAGGGGGAGAGGGAGGCUCAUGCUUUAGAGACAAUGGUCCACUCCGUAGAGCAGAACCUGCAGUUAAUGACCGUAUGCACCCGUCCCUCUUUCUCCUACUUCAUCAGUUUAUCAAGGAUUUAAGAAUAUGUUUUGUUCACUGAUCAUCUAGAAGAUGUGAAAUACUGUGCAUUCGGAAAGUAUUGAGACCCCUUGACUUUUCCCACAUUUUGUUAUGUUACAGCCUUAUUCUAAAAUUGAUUCAUUUUUUUCCCCUCCUCAAUCUACAGACAAUGCCCUAUACUGACAAAGCAUAUAUUUUUUUCAAAUGUAUUAAAAAUAAAAACAUAUGACAUUUACAUAAGUUUUCAGACCCUUUACUCAGUACUUUGUUGAAGCACCGUUGGCAGUGAUUACAGCCUUGAGUCUUCUUGGGUAUGACGCUACAAGCUUGACACACCUGUAUUUGGGGAGUUUCUCCCAUUCUUCUCUGCAGAUCUUCUCAAGCUCUGUCAGAUUGGAUGGGGAGCGUCGAUGCAUUGCUAUUAUCAGGUCUCUCCAGAGAUGUUCGAUCGGGUUCAAAUCCGGGUUCUGGCUGGGCCACUCCAAGACAUUCAGAGACGUGUUUAGGGUUGUUGUCCUGUGGCAAGGUUAACGUUCACCCCAGUCUGAGGUCCUGAGCGCUCUGGAGCAUGUUUUCAUCAAAGAUCUCUCUGUACUUUGUUCAGUUCAUCUUUCACUUGAUCCUGAUUAGUCUCCCAGUCCCUGCUGCUGAAAAACAUCCCCACAGCAUGAUGCUGUCACCACCAUGCUUCACCGUAGGGAUGGUGCCAGAUUUCCUCCAGGCGUGAUGCUUGGCAUUCAGGCCAAAGAGUUUAAUCUUGGUUUCAUCAGACCAGAUAAUCUUGUUUCUCAUAGUCUGAGAGUCUUUAGGUGCCUUUUGGCAAACUCCAAGCGGGCUGUCAUGUGCCUUUUACUGAGGAGUGACUUCCGUCUGAUUGGUAGAGAUGGUUUUCCUAGAAGGUUCUCCCAUCUCCACACAGGAACUGGGCUGGCUGCCAUGUGUUUUUUAUUAAGGAGUGGCUUCUGUCUGGCAACUCUACCAUAACGGCCUGAUUGGUGGAGUGCUGCAGAGAUGGUUGUCCUUCUGGAACGUUCUCCCAUCUCCACAGAGGAACUCUGGAGCUCUGUCAGAGUGACCAUUGGGUUUUUGGUCACCUCCCUGACCAAGACCAUUCUCCCCUGAUUGCUCAGUUUGGCCAAGUGGCCAGCUCUAGGAAUAAUCUUGGUGGUUCUAAACUUCUUCCAUUUAAGAAUGAUGGACACUGUGUUCUUGGGGAUCUUCAAUGCUGCAGACAUUUUUUGGUACUCUUCCCCAGAUCUGUGCCUAGACACAAUCCUGUCUCGGAGCUCUACGGUCAAUUCCUUCAAUCUCAUGGUUUGUUUUUUGCUCUGACAUGCACUGUCAACUGUGGGACCUUCUAUAGACCGGUAUGUGCCUUUCCAAAUCAUGUCCAAUCAAUUUAAUUUGAUAGCAAAGGGUCUCAUAAAAGGUUCUGAAUACUUAUGUACAGUUGAAGUCGGAAGUUUCUAUUUAUUUUUAUUUUUUUACCUUUAUUUAACCAGGCAAGUCAGUUAAGAACACAUUCUUAUUUUCAAUGAUGGCCUGGGAACAGUGGGUUAACUGACUGUUCAGGGGCAGAACGACAGAUUUGUACCUUGUCAGCUCGGGGGUUUGAACUCGCAACCUUCUGGUUACUAGUCCAAUACUCUAACCACUAGGCUACACCUUAGCCAAAUACGUUUAAACUCAGUUUUUCACAAUUCCUGACAUUUAAUCCUUGUAAAAAUGCCAUGUCUUAGGUCAGUUAGGAUCACCACUUAUUUUAAGAAUGUGAAAUGUCAGAAUAAUAGUAGAGUGAUUUAUUGCAGCUUUUUUUCUUUUAUCACAUUCCCAGUGGGUCAGAAGUUUACAUACUCAAUUAGUAUUUGGUAGCAUUGUCUUUAAAUUGUUUAACUUGGGUCAAACAUUUCAGGUAGCUUUCCACACGCUUCCCACAAUAAGUUUGUUGCAUUUUGGCCCAUUCCUCCUGACAGAACUGGUGUAACUGAGUCAGGUUUGUAGGCCUCCUUGCUCGCACACGCUUUUUCAGUUCUGCCCACACAUUUUCUAUAGGACUGAGGUCAGGGCUUUGUGAUGGCCACUCCAAUACCUUGACUUUGUUGUCCUUUAAGCCAUUUUGCCACAACUUUGGAAGUAUGCUUGGGGUCAUUGUCCAUUUGGAAGACUCAUUUGCGACCAAGCUUUAACUUCAUGACGGAUGUCUUGAGAUGUUGCUUCAAUAUUCUACAUAAUUUCCCGACCUCAUGAUGCCAUCUAUUUUGUGAAGUGCACCAGUCCCUCCUGCAGCAAAGCACCCCCACAACAUGAUGCUGUCACCCCCGUGCUUCAUGGUUGGGAUGGUGUUCUUCGGCUUGCAAGCAUCCCCCCUUUUCCUCCAAACAUAAUGAUGGUCAUUAUGGUCAAACAGUUCUAUUUUUGUUUCAUCAGACCAGAGGACAUUUCUCAAAAAAGUACGAUUUUUUCCCCCAUGUGCAGUUGCAAACCGUAGUCUGGCUUUUUUAUGGCGGUUUUGGAGCAGUGGCUUCUUCCUUGCUGAGCGGCCUUUCAGGUUAUGUCGAUACAGGACUCAUUUUAUUGUGGAUGUAAAUACUUUUGUACCCGUUUCCUCCAGCAUCUUCACAAGGUCAUUUGCUGUUGUUCUGGGAUUGAUUUGCAAUUUUCGCACCAAAGUACGUUCAUCUCUAGGAGACAAUGUGUUUCCUUCCUGAGUGGUUUGACGGCUGCGUGGUCCCAUGGUGUUUAUACUUGCGUACUAUUGUUUGUACAGAAGAAAGUGGUACCUUCAGGCGUUUGGAAAUUGCUCCCAAGGAUGAACCAGACUUGUGUACGUCUACAAUACUUUUUCUGGGGUCUUGGCUGAUUUCUUUUGAUUUUCCCAUGGUGUCAAGCAAAGAGGCACUGAGUUUGAAGGUAUGCCUUGAAAUACAUCCACAGGUACACCUCCAAUUGACUCAAAUGAUGUCAAUUAGCAUUUCAGAAGCUUCUAAAGCCACGCCAUCAUUUUCUGGAAUUUUCCACGCUGUUUUAAGGCAGUCAACUUAGUGUAUGUAAACUUCUGACCCACUGGAGUUGUGAUAGUGAAUUAUAAGUGAAAUCUGUCUGUAAACAAUUGCUGGAAAAAUGACUUGUGUCAUGCACAAAGUAGAUGUCCUAACUGAUUUGCAAAAACUAUAGUUUGUUAACAAGAAAUGUGUGGAUUGGUUGAAAAACGAGUGUAAAUGAUUCCAACCUAAGUGUAUGUAAACUUCUGACAACUGUAAAUAAGGUUUGUUUUUUAUUUAAUAAAUAUGCUAAAAAUUCUAAAAACCUGUUUCACUUUGUCAUUAUGGGGUAUUGUGUGUGUGUGUGUGUAGAUCGAUGAAAUACAUUUAAUCAAUUUUAGAAUAAGGCUAUAACAUGUGGAAAAAGUAAAGUGGUCUGAAUACUUUCUAAAUGCAAUGAAUAGCUCACUAAGAUUACAAGGAAAUGUCAUAAUUAGUUACUAAACAGAAGU
This is a messenger RNA of Oncorhynchus keta (chum salmon), 4394 nucleotides long. Its product is annotated as endosome-associated-trafficking regulator 1-like. NCBI's taxonomy places the organism in Eukaryota, Metazoa, Chordata, Actinopteri, Salmoniformes, Salmonidae. The record is from RefSeq and is a predicted model, not a curated record. The transcript has 5 exons. Bases 103 to 921 code for a protein of 272 amino acids. Gene Ontology annotation, biological process: positive regulation of cilium assembly; positive regulation of protein localization to cilium; regulation of cytokinesis. Gene Ontology annotation, cellular component: midbody; recycling endosome; early endosome.